This is a messenger RNA of Camelus dromedarius (Arabian camel), 2226 nucleotides long. RefSeq lists its product as uncharacterized. NCBI's taxonomy places the organism in Eukaryota, Metazoa, Chordata, Mammalia, Artiodactyla, Camelidae. The transcript has 4 exons. The record is from RefSeq and is a predicted model, not a curated record. The coding region runs from base 1 to 1185 and encodes 394 amino acids.
AUGCCUGUGGAGCAGAAGCCCAGCCAGGGCACUCGCCCCAGCAGCCCGGCCCCCGUCCCGCUCCGGGAGCAGAAGGCAGCUCACGUCUCCAAGCUGGAGGCGGCCCCCCUCCGGUCGGGUUUCACUGUCGCCCACAAGGCAGCGCUCCUCCGGGCGGAGAUCUCUCUGGACGCGCUGACUCGCUCAACCCCCGCCCGGCUCACGCUGGCAGAACCGAGCACACACAGAAUCCAGCUCUCACCACAAAGCAGGGGCAGUGUCGAUGGCCCCCACCCAGCAGUGAGUCUCACACAACUGACCCAGGAAGAAGCAGGGGUCGUGUUAGAGCUCCCCCACAAGGAAGCACCAAGAGCGCCGGGUGUGGCUAGCAGCUCGGGGUCUCCGCCCACACAGCUCUGGGGUGGCCUGCCGACUCACAGAACCGGGCAUUGCCGUGCGAGCUGCUCCAGGUGGCAGAGGGACGUGGAAACGGCCGUCGUAGGAAACCUGCCCCCACUCCCCCAAAAGGAGAAACGGUCUGGUGGGCACACCAACAAAGAACCAAAUGCCUGCAGCUGGUGGGACGGCCCUCAGGGAGAGCUCACAGCCGUGGUGGCCACGCAGCAAAGUCACGCUUGGUCGGUCCUGGGACCAGGAGGAGCACUCGGGCCAGCCUGGAGGCGGACGCUCGAGGUGGGAGGGCCAGGCCGGAGCCUCCAGGCCGACCACCUGACCGGAAACCACCCACUCCGUGCGGGAACAUCCGACUCCAACGUCACCAUGACAUCUGUGAGCUGCAGGAGAAGGCUGGCGACCCCCUGCACCCAAAGGGAGGGCCCUUCUGAAGGAGUUGUGAAAUGCGGGCAGGGGAGCCAGACCCUGGCUGGUCAUGCCGGGGACAUGGAAACUCUGAGGGGGCCCAGACAGCAGACUGGACACAACCAGAAGCCCCCUGAACCGGGCAGACAGACCACCACACGGACCUCGGUGGACACCAGGGCUGCCUGUGCUGGAAAGGCGGGUGCCUCGUCCCCCACGAAGGGUUGGGUCAGAGUCACCCCCACUCACCCGAGCACACAGCCGAAACCCACUGGAAACGCAGGAUCUCCGCCUCAGAGCCGGCCCGGGCCAGCAAGGGUGGGCACCGACAGCACACAGACGGAUGGAGGAUUUUGCGAGGGUGUGUGUCACCGUGACAUAUUGUAGUGGUGGUUACUGCUACACCCACAGUGACACAGCCCCUGCCCAAAAGCGCCACCCGACACACGCCCGCAGCAAGUGGAGCUGGGCGUGUGCAGAACACCCAGCUCCUGGCCAGGAAGUCUCCCCCUGGGCCAGAGGCGGGGUGAUGCACAGGAGCAGCUCCCUGAUGAGAAGGAAGAGGCGCACUGAGACACAGGCCCCUUCACACGAGACGGAUGCCCGGCGGGGCAAGGCGCUCUGUGCGGGUGUCUGGAAUCCCCGAGCCCCUGACCUGGGCCCACCAGGAGGGAGCCGGGGGGCUGGGCGCGAGAACACGGACUUGUGCACUUGAUCACCUUCAGUGUUCACCCUGUGCACACACCGCACCUGGAAGGGGACUUCGGAGUCUGAUGGAAGGGUAUUUUAAGAACAUACUGCCUAAGGGUGCUGGAAACCGCACCGAGGCCUGGACCACGGAUUUUGCCCCCUGUGGCGUUGUGGCCUGGCCCACGGCACCCCCACCCGGGAACAUGGACCGAGGGCCCUGGGCAGCGCCCACCCGCUGAGACCUCACAGCAAAGGCAUCACUGGGGCCUCCAGGUGGGGACGCCGAGGUGCAGAGCCUCCAGGGAAGAUGGGGGGCCAGAGGGGCAGGGGCCCCAACAAAGGGCCAGCCCUUCACCUCCAGAAUCUCAGGGGGAACUUGAGCAAAAUGGACGAGGCCAGCCACAGCCUGGGCACCCCCAACAGACUGUGCUGGGCCCCCACCGCCGUCCCCGUGGUUCUGGGAUGGACCAGAAACGGAGCACGGGGCGUCCCCAAGGGAACACUCUGAACCAGCCUGUGAGCUGGCCUUGAGACAAGUUAAGGCCGUGGGACCCAAGGCCACGACUACAGAGCACGUUUGCCGCACGCAGCAAACAAUCGCUCCACGCACGCAUCGAUUGUAUAAGAUUUAUGAGCAAAGAAACCCAGACCGCGCAUGUGCUGACAGAAAACAGGUAAAAGCAGGACAGGUGCAUCGCAGGUGCACACCUCCUGUGGCAAUAAACUGUUGUUAACCCC